Messenger RNA from Paramacrobiotus metropolitanus, 3655 nucleotides. RefSeq lists its product as uncharacterized. The coding region runs from base 25 to 1044 and encodes 339 amino acids. The transcript is spliced from 3 exons. The record is from RefSeq and is a predicted model, not a curated record. NCBI's taxonomy places the organism in Eukaryota, Metazoa, Tardigrada, Eutardigrada, Parachela, Macrobiotidae.
ACUAGCAACAUUUGUUUAAAUACAAUGCCACGUGCUUUGGCCGUUGGCGAACUAGUUUCAGUACGCAAACAUUUAGCCACCAUUAUUCCGCAAUGCCUCGGGUACACGCCAGGAAAAGAUUCUCCGGCCACCGUUAUCUGUGGACAGCUGCUAGACCAGCUUCACCAUUUCGGCCCUUUUCCGUGCUUUACACCGAUGAGUACGGGGUUCCGUCGUGAAAUCGCUGCCGCCAUACGUAGAGCGUUUGCAGAUAGUCACACCAAACACCACAUGCGGAGCCCCUUUGACUGCCAGGGAAAGGUCGCGGGCGGUGUACUGCGGAACCUGUCCUGGACGGAUCCCAGCCAGCAGAGAGCGCAUCACGAUGACGCCGUUCCUGAUACACCGGCCCCAGUUAACCACGAGCCCAGCGUGGCCCAGAUGGCUGUUUCGGAACAUUUGCCGGUGUCCGGCGAAGGGGAAAGAGAGCUGCCAUUAGCUCCGCGGAAACCGGGAAGGCGCCGGUGCACACGAGCUGAUCAGUGGGUAAUCGACAGCAUGGAACAUGGCGAACAAGUCACCAGCCGCCUUCGCCCAAGGUUGCCUUUGGCCGAAGAUAAUGCGGGCGAAGUGUCCCGCAACACGCCAAUUCCAGCGGAGAUCGGUACCAUCACAAGGGCGGAACCCGACGCGACCGCACCGGAUCCGGAACCGGAAGUAGAUGCGCGUGUUGCCGCAGCCGCUGAUUUCUACAGCCGCCCCGAGGGAACAGUGUCGGAGACCGCGGAGGAGAGAGCCUUCCGGUUGGAUAAUCAACGGGACGUCAUGCUCGAACUCCAGCGACGCAAUGCGGUCGCCGCGGCGAAAGCCGCAGAUGAAGCUGCCGACAGAAUUAUCUGGCAACACCAGGCCGUCGACGUUCAUACACAGCAAAUGGAGCAGGAGGACGGAUGGGACGAGCAAUACGAUCUGGACAUGGAAGAAAUCAAUUUCCGAUGGUUUAUGGAGGAUCACGAUGAGCGUCAGGAAAGGGACGAUCCGGAGUACGACAACACGUCGCCUUAAUUGUAGGCAGCCUGCGCGACCUCAAAAGCUCGUGGGCGCGUGGGUGGUUCAGCACGUUCAGAGGUAGUGAUAUUAUGAUACAAGCACAGCUUCGGCUUCGCCUCCGCGUUUCUUGUGGUCCACGGUGGAUUGGUAACUCUGAUGCGAGACAGCGCGAGCGGCCCUCGGUCGGGCCAUCUCCUGUGUCACGCGCUGACUGCUUUGCUAGCCCUUCAAAAAGCGCGCGAUGGUGGAUAGAUCAUAGAAGGUAUUGCUGUUGGUAACGACAGACGCUGAUUUUGAGGAGGGAGUGCGCCAACUGGUGCAGGUCGUCUCAGAUCGACUCCACGCAUGUACCGUUAGACACCGACCGACUGGUCAUUAGCCGACGGCACCUAGCAUCUGCCGCUUGGACGGUCACGCGGCCCUGUCCCAGCCCGUCCUCCGUCGGCUACAUGACGGUAAAACGCAGGAACUCCCCGCUUCACAUUUUGCUCCCAUGAUCGCCGCCUUUCCGAUUAGCACGAACAGAAGCGAAUGUAAAGGCGGAUGUAAGCGAGGAAAAGCACUGGCCGUUGAGGUAAGUUGGGCUGACACCCUGGCUGCCUCUUACCUGGACAGACAGAAGGAAAAACGGGUCGAUAAGGCUGGAAACGGAUUAGCAACCGCCGUCGUUCGGAAAUUCUCGAGUUUUGCCGGCAACGGCUUUUAAAAUAAUGAUGCAUGUUCUUAGAUGCUAUGUUGUACCAAGUGGUACAUAUCGCUUAACUUAAUUUUUACAUUAAAGAAAAUCACUCUUAUCAUCUUUUGACGCGUAGAUAACAUGCAUGACACACAGUAAUUACACUUCGUUCUCUUUAUUAAUGUCUGACCGAAUCCCAUCUAGCGAUUGCAGCUGCUCAUUACUGAACAGCGAGCGCGGCACCAGAAUGGCCCGGUGCUGCUGGUACGUUCCCGUGGCCUUCGUCAGGUCGAACUUGACACUAUAGGUAAUGGGCAUCCCACCGGCGCCUUCCAACUGCAUAGCGGAUUCAACUAAGUCCUGGCGAUGGACUUUCUCCCCGAGAACCGGCAGGUUGGACCGGGAGAAAGCCAGGCAGUCGGUGCUCUGGCACGCGAAAGUCGACCGGAAUAUCGUCGCCACCUGUUUGAAAGAGGAGUAGAAAACAGUUAUCAACCUAAAGGACAAAGGCCACUUCACCUCUGUCGGCAGCUCGCGUCGUAAGAUCGUGACCAGUUCCACCAGGUCGGUGGUCCAUUUCGCCAGUGUGGCGUCGUCGACUACUGGCAGGCCCACCGACGGCCGACCCAGGGCGGUGUGGCUGUCCUGUCCCUGGUAGCGAGCGGAGAAGGCCAUCUGCGAGGCCAGACAUUCUUUCAACCCGUCGGCUAACUCGUCCAAAUGCCCCAGCGCCCGCACCACCUGUUACGAACCAACAUACUAGCCUCGAUACUGUGUCGAUAUGCAUAUAUAUCAGCCAUCUUACUUCUGUCGCCACCGUGAACAAAAUCGACCACAUGCGGGCCGUGCGCUCGACGCCAGUGUCGACGCCCAGACUGCGGAUGACGGGCACCUAGGUCUUUUGUGUGGCGUACACCGUGGCCAGGAAGCCGUUCAAUGAAUCCGGCGACAGCAGUCCCAGCAGCAGCUCAGCGUAGGUGGCGGCGAACGCCUUGCCGCGUUGAAAUGCCUGCGCAUCGCUAAAGUCCCAGUCGGUGACUGGCUCGUCGAUCUGCAGGAAGACGAUCCGGCUGGUCAGCCGUUCUCUGCCAAAGGUAACCACCCAAUGAAAAUACUACUGUCAAACUGCGGUGACAAGAUCAGCGCUGUCUGACCUGUCAGUGCCCGACUGCACCAGCUCCUCGGCAUUCCCCGCGUUGGCGGUGAUUAACACACUGGACGUCGGCUGUGCCGGCUCGUCCACCGUGCGGUAGUUGACGUGCAGCUGCUGCUCGAACGAGGCCAGGAUGACCUCUCGGAGUGUAGGGAUAUCGGCCACGUCGUGGAAUAUGUGCGGCAGUCGCAGCUUUUGCCAGCGCUCACGCAGUGCCGGCAGCGAUAUCUGGCGGACGUUGCACAGCGUGUGCAGUUCCCGUCCAAAGAAACUUAGCGUUAGGUUGGCCAGUGUGGUCUUCCACGAGUCAGGCCUGCCCACCACGACCACACUCGGGAUGCCGAACAGGUCCGUGAUGAGGGCGCAGUACUUAAUACUGACUAAGGAAUGGGCUGGAAAAUAGAACCAGGUUGUGAGUCAAUUAACAAACUAAUUAACAGCUGCAACCAUUAACCCAACAUUGACCGACCCAGCAUGAAAAGGAACGUGUAAAAGGUGCUCUUCGGCAAUAGCCGGCGCAGUGUCAGCAAGAACGGCGGCUCCUCCGGACCGGUGUAAGGGACGACCUUCUCCGGCAGCUCGCAUCCCGGAACCCAGACGUACUGGCUGUUGGGAUACUGGAUGCGUCGCGCGCCGUCCUCACCGAUGUAAUAGAUCACUUCCGGCGACAGCACGACGGUGCGGAAAUCGUCUUGCAAGCCAAGACAGGCAAUGGACUGUUUCCGUCCGGCGUUCGUCCUGCAUUAUUCAAACUUAAACCAAGCACACGAAAAAUUUGUUGGUAGUUAAUUUUUUAU